AUGAAGACUCACACACAUUUUGCAAGUUCUCUCGUGCUUGCAAGCUUGGAUAUAGCGCUUGGCCAGGCAUCAAGGCGAUACUGCGACACAGCCAGCUCCAUAUGUUACUCAGGGUGGACGGGUGGGAACGGAGUGACAAUCGGGGUCGCUCUGCCCAACACGACUUCGCCAAAUUUUGACACCGUGCUACAGAUCGUUUCGCCAAUCGCGAACGGAUGGGUUGGUUUCUCGUGGGGCGGAACAAUGCCUUACGUGCCUCUCACCCUUGGAUGGGUCAACAAGGCUGCGAAUACUGUGAUUUAUUCAUCAAGAAUGGCUUUUGGACUCAGUAUGCCGCAAGCGUAUGCUGGUGCAGAGUACACAUACCUGAAGGGAACCGGCUACAAUGAUACACACUGGACAUUGAAUGUGCGAUGUCGAGGCUGCUCCCAAUGGCAGGAUACGGAGGGAAAGACAGUGUCUUUGGACUCUAGCAACGCUGCAUCACCUUUCGCGCAUGGUCUGACUAACAAAACACCCAUUCAGCCGGCGAAGAACACUUCAGUAUUCAAUGUGCAUUCGUCUUUCGGCCACUGGACACUGGAUCUUACUCAAGGGAAGAACGUUAACUUCGAGAAACUCGUUGCAGCGAACCUCAUACCGGACGCACCGCCAGCGACUACAAGUACUUCAGCGCCCAGCCCACCAACAAGCUCGCGUACGAGUACAUUAAGCACGAGUGUGACUUCGUCACCCACACCUGGUCCCGUCCAGACAGGGGUUCCAAGCUCAUGCGCUGGGGUUUCGAACUUUCAUUCUCCGGUUUUGACCGCCAAUGGAUGGAAAGCUGUCAAAGUUGCGGGAAAUCUCGUGCAACCAAGAGGUCUAAUUUUUGACACUGCAGGUCGUCUCCUUUUGAUACAGAAUGGCUUAGGGAUCACCGCGCAUACGAUUGGUAAUGAUGGCUGCUUUACUUCCGAAAAGACUGUCAUCACCCAGCGGAACCUCAACCACGGUAUCGUGCUUAGCCAAGAUGGAAAGACCCUUUAUGCGAGCUCAGCCACCCAGGUCUACGCUUGGGACUACGAUGUCGCAACCAACAGCGUGGGAAACUCGUCGCGCAUAAUCAUCUCCGGCAUGGAUAGCAAGGGUCAUGUGACGCGGACGCUGGCGUUCCCACCAAAACAUCCUAACUUACUCAUUGUCUCGCACGGUUCCAACGACAAUUUCGACUAUGACGCAGGUAAUAUCAAAGUUGGUCGUUCUUGUAUUAAAGCUUUCGACGUGACGAAGACUCCCGCGGAUGGCUACAACUACGCUAGUGGUGGAUAUCAGUUGGGAUACGGAUUGCGCAAUGGCGUCGGAUUAGCCUUCGAUGGCAAUGGAGGGCUCUGGGAAGUCGAAAACGCGUCCGAUGAGAUCACCAGAACAAUCGAUGGUACGAGUGUCGAUAUCCAUGCCGACAACCCAGCUGAUGAGAUUAACUACAUUGGUGAUCCUUCCAAAGAGAACACCCAGUGGUACGGGUACCCUACCUGCUACACAGUCUGGGCUCCUGAUCUCAUUACGGACCACAAAUUCACGGUUGGCGACCAAUUUGUACUCACACCUAAUGCUACAUUCGCGGAUGCAACAUGCAAUACCAAAAGUAUACCCGCAAAACUUGCCCUACAGGCGCACUCUGCGCCGUUGGACGCCGUCUUCGACAAGAACUACACCAACUUGUACGUGACAUACCAUGGAUCAUGGAACCGCGUACCAUCAACAGGGUUCAAGGUGGUUGAAGUACCAUUCGUGAAAGGGGCAAGUGGGUUCACCCCAAAGACUGCGAUUGCGCAAAGCAAUGUCACGGGCUACACAGACAUCCUGUGGAAUCCAGAAGUGGAGCAUUGCUCAGCCACGCAGUGCUUCAGACCCGUUUCAAUUGCAAAGGACAAUUUUGAGCGCAUGUAUAUCACGAGUGACAGCGGGACAGAAGGCGAACUGCUCAUGUUGGGCAGAGCGUAG
Messenger RNA from Paraphaeosphaeria sporulosa, 1986 nucleotides. RefSeq names its product cellobiose dehydrogenase-like protein. NCBI's taxonomy places the organism in Eukaryota, Fungi, Ascomycota, Dothideomycetes, Pleosporales, Didymosphaeriaceae. The transcript is spliced from 4 exons. The record is from RefSeq and is a predicted model, not a curated record. Bases 1 to 1986 code for a protein of 661 amino acids.